AUGCGCGACGAGCUCGUGUACUGCCGGCCGCACUACGAGCUGCUCUACAGCCAGGACGCGGCCGGCGCGCCCUACUGCGACCUCGAGGCCGCCUUCCGGGCCGGCGCCGGCGCCGCCCCCUGCGGGAAGGGCCGCCCCCGCAAGAGGAAGCUGCCGUCCGCCGUCGAGCCGCAGGACAUGCCCGUGGGCCUGCGCAUCCCCGCCGCCGCGCUCGAGAUGCUGCACCCCUCGGAGCUGUCCUCGUCCAUGGAGUCCCUGGGGUACGACUCGUCGGUGACGUCACCGGGGAACCCGGCCGGCCAGCAGCAGCAGCAGCAGCGCACCAAGCGCAUGCGCACCUCGUUCAAGCACCACCAGCUGCGCACCAUGAAGUCCUACUUCGCCAUCAACCAGAACCCGGACGCCAAAGAUCUUAAGCAGCUCGCGCAGAAGACGGGGCUGUCGAAGCGAGUCCUCCAGGUGUGGUUCCAGAACGCGCGCGCCAAGUGGCGGAGGAACCUGAUGCGGCAGGAGGGAGGCGGACAGGGGCAGCGCGCCGCCGGCCCGCCCCCGGGGUCGGCUCUGCUAGGCUGGCCGCUGCUGCGGCCCUGCUUCGCUGACGCGCCUGACGCCCCCACCACGCCGUGA
This is a messenger RNA of Schistocerca serialis cubense, 627 nucleotides long. RefSeq names its product LIM/homeobox protein Lhx9-like. Lineage: Eukaryota; Metazoa; Arthropoda; Insecta; Orthoptera; Acrididae. The transcript is spliced from 5 exons. The record is from RefSeq and is a predicted model, not a curated record. The coding region runs from base 1 to 627 and encodes 208 amino acids. Gene Ontology annotation, biological process: regulation of transcription by RNA polymerase II; neuron differentiation. Gene Ontology annotation, cellular component: nucleus. Gene Ontology annotation, molecular function: DNA-binding transcription factor activity, RNA polymerase II-specific; RNA polymerase II transcription regulatory region sequence-specific DNA binding.